AUGUUGCCAACAAAUAUCUUAACCACACUUGCAAUCUGUUUAGCAUCAGUUUCUGCUCAAGAGUCAGUUGCAGUUAAUAGAGAUUUAUCAUUAUCAUCAGCUCAUGCUAAAGGUUCCACAAUCAAUUCAGAAAUCACACUUUUACAAUCAUCUGCUGCUGCUUCAAUCUCAAGUGCUUCAGUUUUAUCUGAAAGUUCAAAAGAUACAACAACUUUAACAUCAGAUUCAAAUAAUAGUCAAGCAGCUCAAAGCAGUUCACCAAGUUCUGUUGCUGCUGCUUCAUCAGCUCCACAAUCAGCACAACCAAGUAUUCCAAGCUCUCCAGCUCAAGCUGCUAUUCCAAGUUCAGCUGCUAUUCCAAGUGUCGCUGCUACUCCAAGUGUUGCUGCUACUCCAAGUACACCAGAUACACCAGUUCAACCAAGUCAAGCACCAGCAGGUCCAUAUGGUGCACCAAAUCCAAAUCAAAAAAGAGAUGCAAAUAUUAAAUUCAAUUUCCAAUCAGCUGAAGCAGCUUUAAGAUCAAAAUUCAUUGCUGGUGAAAAACCAACUGAUUCUGCUCAAUCUUCAUCAGCUAGUUCAACUCAAGCUUAA
Messenger RNA from Hansenula ciferrii, 594 nucleotides. Its product is annotated as Neurogenic locus notch protein. The record is from RefSeq and is a predicted model, not a curated record. Lineage: Eukaryota; Fungi; Ascomycota; Saccharomycetes; Phaffomycetales; Wickerhamomycetaceae. The transcript has a single exon. The coding region runs from base 1 to 594 and encodes 197 amino acids.